Molecule: messenger RNA, 1161 nt
Organism: Paramecium sonneborni
Lineage: Eukaryota; Ciliophora; Oligohymenophorea; Peniculida; Parameciidae
Source: the annotation of a GenBank genome assembly
AUGGUUGAUUAUAAUGAUAUAUUAGGGGGUUAAUUUUAAUUAUAAUUAGAAGAAUUAGAUAUUUAAACAAUUUUGGAAUAAGUGACAACUCUUUUUUAGGAGCAAUGUAGAUAAAAGGAUUUGAGAUUGGAUUUUGAAAAUCAUAUUCCUGAGAGUUGGUAAAUAAUAUCAGAUUAAAGAAGAAUAAAGUAAAUAUUGAUACAUUUAAUAUCAAAUGCUUAAAAGUUUACGUUGGAUGGUUCAAUUUAAAUAAAAGUAUUGGGUGUUAAGAAUGGUUUGAUUCAAUUUUAAGUAACGGAUACAGGGAUUGGAAUGGAAAAAAUUGAAGAAGAAAAUUUGAGAAAUAUGUUAGAUUAAGAUUAUAAAGAUGAACAUUAAUUAUCAUAAAAUACAGCAGGGUUUGGAUUAGGAUGUUAUUUAGCAAAUAAAAUAUGUUUACAUUUGUCUAAUAAAGAAUUCAAGCUAGAAUUUAAGAGAAAUGAAGUUGGAACAACUUUUUGGUUUUUAGUAUAAAAUAAUGUAUUACCAACAUAGAGUAUAGGUAAGACAUUAGGAAUUCGAUAAAUUAACAAGCAUUCUUAUAUUGAUUAAAAAUAAGCUUAGAUAGAAAGAACAGUUGGUAAGAAGUUAAGUAGAGUUGCAAGUAAAAUCUCUCUAAAUUCAAAAUCAAGAAUUUUAUCAUUUAGAUGUUUAAUUGAUCCUGUGAAAUAAAACACAGAGAGUGUUAUAAAUGAAGAAGUUAAUUCAACAGAAAGGAAACUUCAAACUUGCAUUAUGAAUAGAAAUAUAAAAAAAUAAAUGAAGUUUUUGAUAGUAGAUGAUGAAAUUAUAAAUAUUAUUAGUUUAUAGUUGAUUUUAAAAAGGAUGAAUAUAGAAGUUGAUUAUGUAUUUAAUGGAUUAGAAUGUUUAAGGAAGAUUGAAUAAAAGAGAGAUAUGUACUAAGGAAUAUUUAUGGAUAUUAAUAUGCCGUUGAUGAAUGGAUAUGAGACUACAUAGCAUUUGAUUUCUCGUUAUGGAAAUUAAAUUAAGAUAAUUGCUUGUACUGCCUAUACUGAUAGUGAAACAAAAUAACAUUGUUAUGACAUUGGAAUGAGUUAUUUCCUUAACAAGCCAGUGAACAUCUUAGAAUUAUAAAAAAUACUUAUAUAAUUUUAAUAAUGA